AUGACUGACAAUGAAGAAGAAACACAAUUACGAAAAGAUUUUAUUGAAUCAUCAUCAUUUGAUUCAUUACCAAUAAAAAAAUGGUUAAAAGAUCAAUGUCGUUUGCUUGGUUUUGAACAUCCAACACCUGUACAAUAUACAUGUAUACCACGUAUUCUUGAAGGUCAAGAUAUUUUAGCAUGUGCUAAAACUGGUUCUGGUAAAACAGCUGCUUUUGCAUUACCUAUUCUUGAUAUACUUAGUGAUGAUAUUUAUGGUAUAUUUGCACUUAUUCUUACACCGACACGAGAAUUAGCGUAUCAAAUUGCUGAUCAAUUUCGUGUUUUUGGUAAACCAUUAGGUUUAAAAGAUUGUGUAAUAACUGGUGGUAUGGAUAUGAUGAUUCAAAAUUCAGCUCUAACUGAAAGUCCACAUAUUGUUAUUGCAACACCCGGUCGACUUGCUGAUCAUAUUGAAAGUGGUACUGAAUUUUCAUUGAAUAAAAUAAAAUUCUUAGUACUUGAUGAAGCUGAUCGUUUAUUAGAAGAUAAUUUUGGUAAACAAUUACAAACAAUAUUUUCAAUAUUACCUAAACAACGACAAACACUUUUAUUUAGUGCAACUAUAACUGAUACAAUUAAACAAGUACAAUCAAUAUCAGAACGAAAACCAUUUGUAUUCGAUGGAAAUUUAUUACAUCAACCAGUAGAAAAACUUGAGCAAUAUUAUUUAUUAGUACCAGCUAAUGUUAAAGAUGCUUAUCUUUUUCAUCUAUUAUCUUUAUAUCAUAGUAACAAUGAUGAUGAUGAUAAUAAUAAUGUUAAAAAACAUAGUAAUUCAACUAUAAUUUUUACUAGUACAUGUCGUGAUUGUCAAAUUUUAUCUAUGAUGUGUCGAAAAUUUCAUAUGCCAUCUGUUGAAAUUCAUUCACUUAUGAAACAACGACAACGUUUAGCUGCAUUAGCAAAAUUUAAAUCUCUUCAAGUUCGUAUAUUAUUUGCUACUGAUGUAGCAUCAAGAGGUCUUGACGUUCCUAGUGUUGAUCUUAUUAUUAAUCAUAAUGUACCAUUUGUACCAAAAGAAUAUGUUCAUCGAGUAGGACGAACAGCUCGUGCUGGUCGUUGUGGUACUGCUAUAACACUUGUAACACAAUAUGAUGUUAAAUUAAUGCAUAAAAUUGAAGAUCGUAUAAAUAAACCAUUAAUAGAAUAUCGUAUAAAAGAAAAAGAAGUUCUUAAGCUUCUUGUUGAAAUUUCAAUGACUCGAAGUCAAGUUGAAAUUCAACUUGAUGAAGAAGAUUUUGGUGAAGCUGAAAAAAUUAAUAAACGAAAACAUCGUCUUCUUGAACAAGAAAUUUUAAAUGAAAAUAAAUCAUUAGAAAAAAAAUCGAAAAAUAAACGAAAAAAAAAGAAACGAUUAAAUUCAAAAAAAUAA
Rotaria sordida is the source of this 1413-nucleotide messenger RNA. Lineage: Eukaryota; Metazoa; Rotifera; Eurotatoria; Philodinida; Philodinidae. The record is from the annotation of a GenBank genome assembly.